AGGUUGCGCAUCGUGCUCGACGUGGCUGGAAAGCCGAGGGCGGCGGAGGAGAGCAAGUGGUGGCGAAGGAACACGAGGGCCCCGGAUUCGUUUCGCGUGCGAGCUCAGUGCGAGCCGCGCUCCGCACGAGUGUUCGUCCAGCUGUUCGCCAAAGGGUGGUGGAUAACUUCCGCGCGAGGACACUGGCGAUCCGCAGGUAAGGGAAAAUGUGCGAGGUACAGCCGACUUACAAACUGAUCUACUUUAACGCCCGUGGUCGUGCCGAGCAUAUACGCUACAUAUUUGCAUACGCUGGCAUCGACUAUGUCGACGAGAGGAUCCCCAAAGAACGGUGGCCUGAAUUGAAGAAAUCGAUGCCUUAUGGAAUGCUGCCUGUUCUGGAGAUAGACGGGAAACCGAUAGCGCAGAGCAACGCUGUGGCGAAAUACCUGGCUAGGAAGCACAAUCUAACCGGAAAGGACGAAUGGGAGGCGAUGAUGUGCGACGUUCUCGUCGAUACUCUUGGAGAUCUCAAGCAAUCUAUGUCUCAGUAUCGCACCGAGGAGGACCACUUCAAGAAAGAGGAGAAGAAGGCGAAACUUCUGAAAGAAACGAUACCGUUUUACUUGAACAAGUUCGAGCAGACCGUAGGCGAGAACGGGGGUUACACUGUUGGCUCCACCACAACGUGGGCGGACUUCGUGUUCGCGGUGGCACUCGAGAAUUUCGAGAAUAUAUUUGGAGCGACAGCUUUGGAAAAUUAUCCGAAUCUCCGAGCACUGAAGAAAAGGGUUCACGAGAUACCUGCUAUCGUUGACUGGCUGGCGAAACGACCUCACACAGAGUUUUAA
Messenger RNA from Habropoda laboriosa, 830 nucleotides. Its product is annotated as glutathione S-transferase-like. The record is from RefSeq and is a predicted model, not a curated record. Gene Ontology annotation, molecular function: glutathione transferase activity. Gene Ontology annotation, biological process: glutathione metabolic process. Lineage: Eukaryota; Metazoa; Arthropoda; Insecta; Hymenoptera; Apidae. The transcript has 5 exons. Bases 207 to 830 code for a protein of 207 amino acids.